AUGGUACAGCCAUCGCUUUCGAAAUUUCUUCAAAACGAUGAUAAACUCUCGCAGCAGCUCAACGAACGCGAACUUGAGGCUGAAUCUUCUCUUAAACCCGGCGAUAAAACCGAUGAUACGCUAAGUGUUCAUCGCGGGGCUAUUCGUGUUCCUUCCCCAGAUCCAUCCCUCAUAUCAAUAGAUGAUUCCAACAAUAUACGAUUUGGUCAAAAUCCAGACUUUGUUCCUUUGUACCAUGAAGGUUAUGCUUCACGCUUACCCGUUCCUCCGCGAACUCUCAAAGGCAAAGUUCAAGCAUCCUGGACGUCAAAUAAGGGACUAGCGCUCGUUCUACUCGCUCAGCUGUUUGGAACCUUGAUGAACGUCACUACGAGAAUACUGGAAAUGGAAGGAAACAGUGGCAACGGCUAUCAUCCAUUCCAGAUCUUAUUCGCUAGAAUGAGUAUCACCACGGCGUGUUGUUGUUUCUACAUGUGGUAUAAGAAGACAGAACACUUUCCCUUCGGAAUGAAGGAAGUUCGCUCGUUACUAGUCGCCAGAGGACUUUUUGGCUUCUUCGGUGUUUUUGGAAUGUACUACUCCUUGUUGUACCUGCCCCUGGCCGAUGCUACCGUUAUUACGUUUCUUGCACCAUCGCUUGCUUGUUGGGCAUGUUCAUACUUCAUCCACGAGCCAUUCACCCGGAUGGAGCAGAUAGCUGCAUAUGUCUCGCUGUUCGGCGUCGUUCUUAUCGCGAGACCCGUCUCACUGUUCUCUGCGUUGUCGCAUUCUAAUGGGUCAGUUCCUCCUGGUACCGGCGACCUAGAUGCUCUUCCGUCGAACACGACUACGACUCCAUCCGAUCGUCUCGCUGCCGACUAUGAUUCAGUGACGCCCACGCAACGAGCAACAGCAGUAGGGAUUGCAAUGCUGGGUGUGAUAGGAGCAGCCGGCGCAUAUACCACCAUUCGAUGGAUCGGCAAGCGCGCUCAUCCGCUCAUAAGUGUCAACUACUUCGCAACGUGGUGCACGAUUGUCAGUGUCGUUGCUAUGUUUGCUAUGCCUGGCGUUGGCUUUCUUCUCCCGAAUAGCCUGAGAGACUGGUGUUACCUAAUCUUUCUGGGUAUCUGCGGAUUCGUCAUGCAAUUUCUCUUAGCCGCUGGGCUGCAAUACGAAAAGUCUUCUCGCGCAACGAACAUGGUCUACAUGCAGAUGCUCUUCGCGCUCACAUUCGAUAAGCUGGUCUGGGGCACGACACCUGGUGCCUUGUCCAUCAUCGGAUCGUCGCUCAUCCUUGGUUCGGCCAUAUAUGUUGCGAUGAACAAGGAACAACCGAAUACGAAAGUUGAAUCACCAGAGAGAGAUGGUGAAGAAGAGAGGGGUCUAAUAUCGCCAGCCUUUGAAGGCGAACGAACAAAUGACGAGGAUGACGCUAUACCAAUGAGACCGCUGAGAUGA
Messenger RNA from Alternaria atra, 1437 nucleotides. RefSeq lists its product as uncharacterized. NCBI's taxonomy places the organism in Eukaryota, Fungi, Ascomycota, Dothideomycetes, Pleosporales, Pleosporaceae. Bases 1 to 1437 code for a protein of 478 amino acids. The transcript has 4 exons. The record is from RefSeq and is a predicted model, not a curated record. Gene Ontology annotation, cellular component: membrane.